GGACGCCGGCUGUUCCCUACAGUCAUUGACGACUUGGCUGCAUCAACUCCAGAUCGCAUCAUCUACGAAUACGUGAGGGGGAAAAAAGCGACUGAUGGGCUGGAGAAGGUGUCGUGCCAAAGAUAUGCGAAUGCAAUUUCCCGAGCUGCCUGGUUCUUGGAUGAUGAGUUUGGUCAAAGUCCGAGAGGCGAAGUGAUAGGAUACAUUGGUCCAGGCGAUGUCCGAUACCUCAUCUUCACCGUGGCAGCCGUCAAGACGGGACGCACUAUGCUGUUCUUGUCCCCCAAGAACAGUCUGGAGGGACACCGAGCGGUUCUGGAAAGCGCCGAAUGCCACCAUUGGCUCGCCAACGCGCAAGACGACCAUCUAGCCGACUCCCUAUUCGCAGUGCGCCCGCAUGUUGCAAUCUCGCCAAGCCUGGACGAGCUGCUACGAGUUGAGCCCGUGAAACAGUAUCCUUAUCGCAAGAGCUUCGAAGAGGCAAGACAAGAUCCCUGUUGGAUGCUUCACACCAGCGGGAGCACAGGGUUACCGAAGCCGGUGACUCGAUACAUGCCCAGCACGGCCUCGAACGAGUCGCACCUGCUUUGCGGCCCAAUCGAUGGACAGCCUUUGCUCAUUGAUGAGACGAUCGACGCUCGCGUUUAUGUCACGUUCCCCUUGUUCCAUUCGGCAGGUUUGAGCAAUGCCUUGCUUUGGCCAAUUUAUUGCAAUCGAACGGCAAUCUUUGGCCCACAUGUGCCCCUCACGACCACGGUCUUGGAGGACAUGAUGGAUCACGCCCGUCCGGACAUUAUUCUUACAGCUCCACUGGUCGUGGAAGACAUGGUAAAGAGUGAGAGUACCAUGGAGCGCCUGUCCAAGCUUCGCGCCGUCUCAUUUGGAGGCGGCCCGCUUUCUCAGGAGAUUGGCGAUGUGAUAUGCCAAAGAACAAAGCUCAUCCUAAUCAUGGGUACCUCGGAGGCCGGAUGGCUUACCUGCGUCGAUACCGACCGGCAGGACUGGAACUACCUGCACUUCCAUCCAAAAACCGGCCUUGAGCUCAGGUCACAUCCGUCGGGUCUGUCUGAGUUGUGGGCGGUACGCAAGCCUGAACUGACUCAGUGGCAAACAGUCUUUACGACAUUCCCCAAUCUCCAAGAGUACUGCUUCAAAGAUCUCUUCUCCCCUCACCCCACAAAGAAGGAUCUUUGGCACUACGAGGGGCGAGCGGACAAUAUAAUCGUCUUAUCAAGUGGCGAGAAAUUCAAUCCCACGUCGAUGGAACUCGUGAUUGGCGUCAACCCACUGGUAUCUUCAGUCUUGAUCUGUGGCCAGGCUCGACUCCAAAUAGCUGCAAUCAUGGAACUAGCUGACCACGUUGACGCCGAGAAAGGCCGCGAUGAGUUGUUGCACGAGCUUGCGCCGGCUAUCCGAAAGGCUAACGAAGACGCACCAAAACACGCACAACUCUCAAACGACUACAUCAUCUUCGCCUCCCGAGACAAACCAUUUCUCAGAGCUGGUAAAGGAACAGUGCAGAAACAAUUGACGCUCGACGUCUACCAGAAAGAGAUCGACGAUAUGUACACUAAAGGCGGCAUCGCCUCGCAAGUACAGCUAUUCGACGCCUCAAGCAGGGAAAGCCUGGUGUCGGAUAUCCGCAAGCUUGUCGUGCGUGACGUAGGCUUCUCAGACCUGGACGACAACUACGACUUCUUCGCGGGCGGAGCCGAUUCUCUACAGGCCAUUAGCCUCCUCAAGCACAUUCGCAGUGGCAUGGCGGAUCAAUCGUCCGUCCUGAAAAGCCUCAACAUCGCUGUCGUCUACGAGCACCCGUCCGUCAACGCUCUUACUGACGUUUUGUUCUCCAUGAUAUAUCAGAAUGGGUCUACGAUGUCGGAUGUUGCGGGAGAGAUGCAGCCGCAAAAGAAGGUUCACGAGAUGAAAGCGAUGCUCGCAAAAUACUCGUGUGGAGCCCAUAGCGCCUCGCAGUCUCCAGCAAAGAUGUCAGCGCGUGAAGGUUCCGGCGUGGUCAUUUUGACGGGCAGCACCGGCUCACUGGGCAGUUACAUGCUCGACCAACUGAUAAGCGCUGAGGAUGUGAGAGAGAUAUGGUGUCUGAACCGGUCGUCUUCCGGCGAAGAGCGACAGACGGAACUUGCAAAUCACAGAGGUCUACGCGCGGAGUGGAGUGUACGCAAGAAGGUCCACUUCCGACAGGCCGACCUUUCCAAAGUCAUGCUCGGACUUGAUGAAGGGGACUACCAGUACCUGAAAUCACAAGCCACCCAUAUCAUUCAUAAUCAGUGGCAAGUAGACUUCAACCUCUCUCUAGCGUCCUUCGAGCCCCAUGUUGCAGGCGUGCAUAACCUGAUCCGCUUCUGGGCGGAAUCUUCGUCCGCAGCGCGACUUGCGUUCGUCUCGUCGGUGGGCGUGGCCGAGCAUUGGGUCGGGUCAGAAGUGCCUGAGGAGGCAAUCACUGAUCUCUCUACGGCGGCCAUGGGAUACGGGCAGUCUAAACUCGUGGCGGAGGCUCUCAUCGUGGAAAGUGCCGUGGCGAUGGCAGUCCCGUCAAUGAUAUUGAGGGUCGGCCAGAUUGCCGGCCCUGUUGGUGCUGGAGAUGGUUUAGGACGCAAGGGGGUGUGGAAGCGGAAUGAAUGGUUUCCUACGAUCAUCAAAGUGUCAAGACAUCUGGGCGUUCUGCCUGCAUCGCUUGGCAAGCAGGACAAAGUGACCUGGAUCCCUGUCGAUGUCCCCGCGACCGUCCUCCUAGAGCUGACACUGCAAGACUACGACAGUAAGGCAAAUCUGUUCGUGUAUAACCUUACAAACCCGAGAGAAGCCUCAUGGAACAAUUUGUUUCCAGUCAUACAGAGGCAGCUUGCUGCAAAGUGCGGAUCCCAGACGGUAGAGGUUGUACCGUGGGAGGACUGGGUUGCGCUGCUCGAAAGCGCUGCGACCCAGAAAGAGGCUAGCAACAAUGUGAUGCCCGGUAUCCAACUGCUGCCGUUCUUCCAAAGUAUGAAUCACGGCGGGAGAACGAAGAAGAGGUUUGCAACUGCGAAAGCACAAGAGAGAAGUCCUACGCUGAGAGGACUUGAGCCGGUGGAUGUUGUGUGGAUGGAGACUUGGAUGGAGCAGUGGGAUACUUGCUGA
Molecule: messenger RNA, 3138 nt
Organism: Microdochium trichocladiopsis
Lineage: Eukaryota; Fungi; Ascomycota; Sordariomycetes; Xylariales; Microdochiaceae
Exons: 5
Source: RefSeq, a predicted model, not a curated record